CCCUGGAUGCGCGGCUGCCGGGUGAGAGCCGGGAGCGCAGCGCUGCGCCUUGCGCGCACCGCCCGGAGCCGGGCAGGAUGGGGUGCGCGGGGCUGCGCGUCGUGGUGCUCAGCUGCCUCCUCUCCGCGGUAUCCAGCACGCGCCCAGAGUGCAGCAUCAUGCUGGAGAUUGAAGAGGAACGCAACCAGUGCUUGGCAGAGAUCGCUGUGGAUAAUCAGACCUCAGGUUGCAGGAGGCAAUGGGACAACAUCACGUGCUGGCCUGAAGCGCAGGUGGGAGCAGUUGUGGUGAAGCCAUGCCCAAAGUACUUCAGAUUCCUCACCACUUUCCUUGGAAAUGUGACCAGGAAUUGCACAAGUCAGGGCUGGACAGAUGUGUACCCUGCACCGUAUACUGUAGCUUGCGGAUAUGAUUCCAACAGCACUCCAGGAGAAGAGCAAACGACAUUCUAUGGCACAGUCAAGACCGGCUACACCAUUGGACAUACCUUAUCGCUCAUUGCUCUCACAGCUGCUAUGAUCAUUUUAUGUCUCUUCAGAAAGUUACACUGUACUCGAAAUUAUAUUCAUAUGCACCUCUUCAUGUCCUUCAUAAUGAGAGCCAUUGCAGUCUUCAUAAAGGAUGUUAUCCUAUUUGAAAGUGGAGAACCUGAACACUGCUUUGUGAGCUCAGUAGGCUGCAAAGCCAUGAUGGUUUUCUUCCAAUACUGUGUCAUGGCCAACUUCUUCUGGCUCCUGGUGGAAGGGCUGUAUCUUCACACCCUGUUGGUCAUCUCCUUCUUUUCAGAGAGGAAGUACUUCUGGUGGUACAUCUUGAUUGGCUGGGGUGCCCCCUCCGUGUUCAUCACUGCUUGGACUAUUGUGAAGAUUUACUUUUUCAAUGUUGGGUGCUGGGAGGAAAUAAUAGAAUCCCCCAUCUGGUGGAUCAUUAAAACUCCUAUUUUGGUGUCUAUUUUGGUGAACUUCAUUCUCUUCAUUUGCAUCAUCCGUAUCUUAGUCCAGAAGUUGCAUUCCCCAGACGUUGGACACAACGAAACCAGCCAAUAUUCGAGACUGGCCAAGUCCACCUUGCUGCUGAUCCCUCUCUUUGGCAUUCACUACAUCAUGUUUGCUUUCUUCCCUGACAAUUUCAAAGCAGAAGUUAAGCUGGUCUUUGAGCUCGUGGUUGGGUCGUUCCAGGGAUUUGUGGUGGCGGUUCUGUACUGUUUCCUCAAUGGGGAGGUCCAAGCUGAGCUCAAGCGAAAGUGGCGGAGGUGGCACCUGGAGCGGUUCCUGGGCUCAGACAUGAAGUAUCACCACCCUUCCUUAGGCAGCAAUGGCACCAACUUCAGCACCCAGAUCUCCAUGCUGACCAAGUGCUCGCCAAAGACACGCCGGUGCUCCAGCUUCCAGGCCGAAUUCUCUCUGGUGUGACAGGGAGAGGCUCUCCAAGUACUGAGCAUCCAAGGGAGAGAAGGAUCCCCAGGAACCAGCAACACAUUGACAAACCCUUGUGAAAUGACGUGCUCCGCAUGAGCCAAAAGAGGACAAAAUGCUGGAAAAGCCACUGGCAUCCAGAACAAGAUCAGACAAGCUAAGAGGCAGAGAAAUACUGUUCCUCUCCCUCUUUUCAGACCUUUCGCUCUGAGUUGGUGCCCUCAGGGGCUGAUAACUAUGAGUAAAGGUCCCUGUCACUUGAGGAGAGCCUGGGAGAUCCUAUUAUAAAUACUGAAGUAAGGGGGGAAAGGGAGGGGAGAGCCUGAGUCCUUGGUGGCUUUACCAGAACCGGCAUCUCUGAAACAGAUAAAUUGCACUUUUUAAAAGAUUACAAAAAUGAGCCAGUAAAGGAGAGAGGGAGGCAAGAAGUGAAAAAAAGAAAAUAAAUUUUAAAAACUUCUGAAUGUGCCAAAAGCCCAGCUAAGAGGUGGUGAUAAGGCACCAGAGAGUCAAAAACGGCAAGAAAGGACAGGAGGAACAUGAGCAGGAAGGGGAAAGGCCAGCGCAUGGCCCCCGCCCUGUGUUUUACCCAUGCGAAGAAAAAGCUGCAGCACCAGGAAAGCCCCUUGGAGGAUGUCCCGAUGUUGGAGCGAGUUCUGCUAAUUGCUCGCCAUCUUCGUUAGCAAAAGGUUUCCGAGCGCCGUUGGGUGCCCUCUGGAAAAACACUCACUGAGAAGGAGCAGCACAAAUGUCCUUCUCUGCACUGCGUUCAUGGCAUUGUGUCUUGUUUGGUUGUUUUCAAUGGACAGGAAACUCGAUUUGCAUGUAUAAAAACCAGGUACAGAUGCCAAAAGCGGAGAACGGCUGUGUUUUUCAUUCUUUUUAAGUUCACCCAUCGAUUUUGGUGCAUUACUGCACCCAGCAUCAUUAGGGAUCAGGGGAAAGCAAUUGGUCUGUAAUUCGUUUGCACUUGCUUAGCACACACUGCCAGGGAAGGGAGAUGUAGAACCCUGUAAUCCUUAAUUGAAUCAGACCUGCCAUAAGGAGCCACUCUCCAGAUGAAAAAAUUAGCUUCACAGCAGCAAGCAAAAUUGCUUUCAUCAAAACAAGGUUGCCUCAGCACGUAACUGGCACUCCAGGAGUCAGGAAGGAGCGAAGGAGCUAUUAAAUUGAUUUCUUCUUCAGCUUUUGCAGGGAACUUUCAUCCUGUGAUGAAGGCACUGUUAGAUCUUUAAGAUGUGCAUGUGCAUUUUACAUCUUUUUUUGAAGGUCUAAUAGUUUCCAUAUUGGGGCAAUCCCUAUUUGAGGAAUGUACAUAGAGCCUGCUAAAACCAAUGGAAUAGGUUUUUUUUUUCUUUUAUUUUCUUGAUGGAGGGGAUAAGGAGAAAGGUGAAACCAAAUCCCACUCAGACAUGCCAAGCUGGCAGCUCAUGGGGAAUCACAGCUCAAACUCCCAGGCCCUGCAUUUGAGGCAAUCCCACAAACCCAAACAUAGAAAAUAGCAGAUGCUCAUGGUUGUGUCCCACCCUUUUUGAUUUGGGGUUAUAUCAGUUUUACACUGGGUGUGGAAAAUCCAAGAUCUCAACUUUUCCACCAGGUACUAACAGCAACUGGACUUUCUUCAAAAUUAAGUUGUAGUUCAUCGAAGGGAAACUUCUUUAAUUUAAUGGUUUUUUUGCUUGUUUGCUUGCUUGUUUGAAACAUCUCCGAUUCGCUGCCAACAAACCACACCAAGGCCAGAAGGAGGGCUGCAGACCAGGACAUCCCAUUCCUUUCUCAGUUCUGAGGAGCUGUUGUUCCACUGCAUACCCCUCCCUGGAGCCAUACUUAUCAUCUGAGCUGGAUGCUACCAAAAUAUUUCUCCACAUAUGGGACUGAGGGCAGCAGAGAGGGACAAAGUUAGUAAGGGGCACAAGUGUGAUACAACUGCUCUGAAAGGUGGACAUGUACUCACGGGUUUCCAGCAAGCUAGCUCGGAUGCUAUCACAGUGUAACCAUGGCUAUCCAGCCUG
Molecule: messenger RNA, 3427 nt
Organism: Cygnus atratus (black swan)
Lineage: Eukaryota; Metazoa; Chordata; Aves; Anseriformes; Anatidae
Gene: VIPR1
Product: vasoactive intestinal peptide receptor 1
Exons: 13
Coding region: 78-1412 (444 amino acids)
Biological process (GO): adenylate cyclase-modulating G protein-coupled receptor signaling pathway; cell surface receptor signaling pathway
Cellular component (GO): plasma membrane
Molecular function (GO): G protein-coupled peptide receptor activity; vasoactive intestinal polypeptide receptor activity; peptide hormone binding
Source: RefSeq, a predicted model, not a curated record